This is a messenger RNA of Ceratitis capitata (Mediterranean fruit fly), 1221 nucleotides long. It is a transcript of the gene Sap30, whose product is annotated as histone deacetylase complex subunit SAP30 homolog. Lineage: Eukaryota; Metazoa; Arthropoda; Insecta; Diptera; Tephritidae. Gene Ontology annotation, molecular function: transcription coregulator activity; protein binding. The record is from RefSeq and is a predicted model, not a curated record. Bases 369 to 896 code for a protein of 175 amino acids. Gene Ontology annotation, biological process: regulation of DNA-templated transcription. Gene Ontology annotation, cellular component: histone deacetylase complex. The transcript is spliced from 2 exons.
UUAUGUCAUUUUUCCUCAAUUACAAUUUCUUUCUUGGUGUGUUCAGGUUAUUUUUCAAAAAUUGUCAAAUAAUACUUGCUUGGUCAAGGUUAUAAUUAAUGGUUUUAUCCACAAUAUGUUGUUAUUAAAAACUUUAUGUGAUUCACUUGUCUAAAGCUGGCAAAGGUAAAGAAAAAUAUCGGGAAGUAAAGUGCGAAAGUUUUGUUACGUCGCAAUUGUGACAUUGAUUUGUAUAUAAAAAUAUACAUACUCGUAUACAUACAUAUGUUAAAGCUUGAUAAUUUGUAUUAAAAACACAGAGUAAAAAAAUAUUAUACAUCUACAUAAACAAGUUAUUUAUUUCAAAAAGCUAUAUAUCGUGUCUUGCCAUGAAUAACGGCGGAUUUAGCUCGGCAGACGAGGAUUCUCGUGAUGGCCACAGUACAUGUUGUCUUAUUGAUGACGAUGAGCGUUGUCGUAAUCCAGCCGGUAAUGCGAGAUAUAGUAAACGUAUACAAAAAACUGUACAACAAAAACGUUUAAAACUACGUAAUGAUCCAACUGCUGAACGCAUUUACAUCUGUGAAUAUCAUAAGGAUCAGAUACAAUCUGCGCGCAGCAAACGACGACGCAAGGAAUCUGAAGAAGAUAGCAAUGAGACAGAUAAUGAAAUGCCUGAUGUAGUUAUGCCAGACCUAUAUCAACUCCAAGUGAAUACAUUAAGGCGAUACAAACGGCAUUACAAGGUGCAGACGAGGCCUGGCAUGAAACGGCAACAGUUGGCGGACACAAUCAUGAAACACUUCAAGACAAUACCGAUCAAAGAGAAAGAAAUCAUAACCUACUUUGUGUACAUGGUUAAAUCGAAUUCGAACAAGCUAGAUCAAAAAAAUGGUAUCGGUAACGAUACAACCUGAAGAAAGUGGUGAUAAGCCUCCAUGGCUUGUUUUUGCUAUUAUGUUAAAAUAUAUAUACAUAUUUACUUCGGCAAUAUUAUGAUAGACAAGCCAUUUAGUUUUUAAGCUUCCUUAAUGUAAAUGUAUUUAGCGCUAAGUUUACAUUGCUUUUAUGGUAUAAUCAUGUUCAAAAUGAUUAUUCUUUUAAGAAAUGUGCAGUUAGUAUAACUCUUAAAAGUUUUAUUAUUUAUCUAUAUAAGUAUGUUUAUAGAAAUAGCUAACUACAUUAAUCUGUUAAAUAAACAAGUCAUUGUUCGAUUUCUAACAAAGCUGAAAACUGGUUAAA